GACGUGGUGUGACGUUUACCCGCUGCGACUGCAAGUUCGUCGCAGCAGACGCAGGUACCGGCGAAUGGAGGUUAAUUUAGGUUAGGUUAACCCGAGUGGCGUUCAGUUUGCAGCUGACGGAUACGAUGGAAAACGCAACUCCUAUCAAAAGCAACAAUCCUGCUCCUACAGUAGAGCAGAUCAACUCGGACAGGAUCACCCAGCUUGCAAAUAAAUACUGGGCACCACAUACCACAAACAAGCAUCUGGCAUUCGAUUCGCAAGUAGUGGAUGACAUUUACGUACAGGAAAUAUGUGCGUCCAAGUUCUCUGUCCGGAGGAUCAUGAUGCUGGAGUUCAGCCAGUACUUAGAGAAUUUUCUCUGGCCAAAUUACAAGGCGGAGAGUGCUACGCGAGAACACACCAUGUCCAUUGUAGUCAUGGUGAACGAAAAGUUCAGAGAGCGGGUGCAAGUCUGGGAGGCGUUUGAGAAGAAUUCAACAGAGUUCGCUGGAUUUUUUCAAAAGGUUCUCGAGGCGUGCUUGGAAAAAAGUAUAAUGGACUUCAAUCUGAAGGAACAAACGGCAUUGAUAGUGUUCUUGAAUCAUUGUUUCAAUUCCAUGGAAGUGACCUUGGUUCGAGAAGAAGCCAAAAGACUGGUGUCACUGUCCAUGUGGAUCUCCUUGCAACAAGGCAGACGAGAACUCGAAUUUAGAAAGUAUCCGAAAUGGAGGAAGUAUUGGAAAAUUAUAAGGAAAAAAGAUAAUCCCACGUAUAAAGAAAAACUCGAAUGGGAACGCAAGUUCUUGCAUAAACUUAUGAUAAAAUUUAUGACGAUAUUGGAAACGAUUCCUGCAGAAGGACCUGUACUUCCGGAUAAAGUGCGUUACUGCGAGAGAUUUUUGGAGCUGGUCAUCGACCUGGAGGCUUUACUUCCUACCAGACGUUUCUUCAAUACUGUCAUGGAUGAUAAUCAUCUAGUGGUGCGUUGUCAAUUAUCUAAUCUGCUGCAUCGUCCAGAGGGAAGUUUGUUCGGACAGGUAAGUUGUCGCAGAAUAUUAAAUAAUUUAAUUUACAGUAUUGAGUUGAAUAUUCAGUUGAAUAUUAAGCGAAUUUAA
Messenger RNA from Cyphomyrmex costatus, 1097 nucleotides. Its product is annotated as intron-binding protein aquarius-like. Lineage: Eukaryota; Metazoa; Arthropoda; Insecta; Hymenoptera; Formicidae. The coding region runs from base 126 to 1097 and encodes 323 amino acids. The transcript is spliced from 4 exons. The record is from RefSeq and is a predicted model, not a curated record.